AUGGCAGUGACCAGUCAACAAGACAACGAGCUUGCUAUGCUGUUUGGCAAAGGGGAUGGAACCUUUCAGACUCAAAUGAACUAUACGGUUGGCAAUUUUCCAUCUUCUGUAACAUCCGGUGAUUUCAACAAUGAUGACAAACUGGAUCUGGCAACAGCAAACCGGGGAGACAAUACCAUCAGUGUGCGGCUUGGAAAAGGUGACGGAACCUUUCAGACUCAAAUGAACUAUACGGUUGGCAACAGUCCAUCUUCUGUAAUAUCCGGUGAUUUCAACAAUGAUGACAAACUGGAUCUGGCAACGGCCAACUCGAAUGACAAUACCGUCAGUGUGCUGCUUGGCAAAGGAGAUGGAACGUUUCAGACUCAACUGGACUAUACGGUUGGCAUUUCUCCAUCUUCUGUAAUAUCCGGUGAUUUCAACAGUGAUGACAAACUGGAUCUGGCAACGGCCGACUCGAUUGACAAUACCAUCAGUGUGCUGCUUGGCAAAGGAGAUGGAACCUUUCAGACUCAAAUGAACUAUACGGUUGGUAACUCCCCACAUUGUGUAAUAUCCGGUGAUUUCAACAGUGAUGACAAACUGGAUCUGGCAACGGCCAACUCGAAUGACAAUACCGUCAGUGUGCUGCUUGGCAAAGGAGAUGGAACCUUUCAGAUUCAAAUGAACUAUGCGGUUGAUAGCUAUCCAUUUUCUGUAAUAUCCGGUGAUUUCGACAAUGAUAGCAAACUGGAUCUGGCAACAGCCAACUUGAUUGACAAUACCGUCAGUGUGCUGCUCGGCAAGGGAAACGGAGCCUUUGUGCCUCAAAUGAACUAUGCGGUUGGUAGAUACCCAUCUUCUGUAAUAUCAGGCGAUUUCAACAAUGAUAACAAACUGGAGCUGGCAACAGCCAACCAGCUCGACAAUACCGUCAGUGUGCUGCUUGGCAAAGGUGACGGAACCUUUCAGACCCAAACGAUCUAUACGGUUGGUAGAUACCCAUCUUCUGUAACAUCAGGCGAUUUCAACAAUGAUGACAAACUGGAUCUGGCAACAGCCAACCAGCUCGACAAUACCGUCAGUGUGCUGCUUGGCAAAGGAGAUGGAACCUUUCAGACUCAAACGAACUAUACGGUUGGCAACAGUCCAUCUUCUGUAAUAUCCGGUGAUUUCAACAAUGAUAACAAACUGGAUCUGGCAACAGCAAACCGGGGAGACAAUACCGUCAGUGUGCUGCUUGGCAAAGGAGAUGGAACGUUUCAGACUCAACUGGACUAUACGGUUGGCAAUUUUCCAUCUUCUGUAAUAUCCGGUGAUUUCAACAAUGAUAGCAAACUGGAUCUGGCAACGGCCAACGGGGGAGACAAUACCGUCAGUGUGCUGCUUGGCAAAGGAGAUGGAACCUUUCAGACUCAAAUGAACUAUGGGGUUGGUAGAGACCCACAGUGUUACAAUGGAAAAGAAAAAGAAAGUAUUGGACGUCCGGCAGAUAGUAAAGAGAAAGAGAUAGUAAAAUAA
This is a messenger RNA of Didymodactylos carnosus, 1500 nucleotides long. Lineage: Eukaryota; Metazoa; Rotifera; Eurotatoria; Philodinida; Philodinidae. The record is from the annotation of a GenBank genome assembly.